UGGAUGGAGCGGCCAGGGCGGGUGGCCGGGCGCGCACGCAGGCGCAGGCCACGUGGGUCGGGCCAGGACAGAUGCGCUUCCCGGAGCUGCCUGGUUGCGGCAGGCCCCCCACCUGCGGUGGAUGCCGCCACUGCUGAGUCAAGGAGGAAACCGUCAAGGCACAGAACUUUCUCGCGGGCGGCCGGGCUUCGUUAGCGCCACCCGCGCUCCAGACACCUCCGCGAGCGGAGCGCGGGCGGAGGCGUCCCCCUGGGCCGGGCUGCCCGGCGGGCGUGGGGGUCUGGUCCCCAGCUACAGCGACGCCGGCCGCGCCCCUAUUCCCGCCCCAUCACGCGAGGUCCCACGCCGAGCCCAGAGCGGCCCGGGUGCAGGCGGAGAGCGGGGAAGGAUGGAGACAAUGAACAAACCGGCCACUGGAAUACCGUUUGGCAAAUUCCGUUGCUGUCAGUGUCACGCCCUGGGUGGCCAUGCCCCAGCACACGAUGGGGGAUAAGCCCCUUGCCUCGAUGCCACAGCUGGUUUUCUCCAGCCCACCCUUGGCCCUGGAGGACGGAUGUGGCCUUACCCCCCCCAGCAGGCGGGCGUCUCUGGGCUCGCCCCUGGGCCACCUGCAUCCAGCAGCCCACAACCCCCUGGACUCCAGCAGCCAGCUUCUGUGUGAGCCACCGGCUGAGAAGCGCGGCCCCCGGGCAGCCCGCGAGGUGCGCUAUGUGUCAGCAGGACCACAGAGCAUGGAGUGUGGCUGGUGGACUUUCGCCCCCAAAUGCCUGCAGGCCUUCAACACGCCGUGGGGCUUCCUGCUGUUCCUGAGCGCGGCCUCCUUCCUGCAGGGCAUGACGGUGAAUGGCUUCACCAACACAGUCAUCACCUCCAUCGAGCGACGGUUCGACCUGCACAGCUACCAGAGUGGCCUCAUCGCCAGCAGCUACGACCUGGCCGCCUGCCUCUGCCUCACCUUCGUCAGCUACUUUGGGGGCAGUGGACACAAGCCCCGCUGGCUGGGCUGGGGCGUGCUGGUCAUGGGGGCGGGCUCCUUGGUGUUCGCCUUGCCCCACUUCACCGCUGGCUCCUACCAGGUGGAGCUGGACCAGGGCAUCGGGACAUGCCCGUCCAACCGCAGUGUGGCGUGUGGGGACAGCACCUCGGGCCUGUCCAGCUACCGGCUGGUCUUCAUGCUGGGCCAGUUCCUGCACGGUGUGGGUGCCACGCCGCUCUACACGCUGGGCGUCACCUACCUGGACGAGAACGUCAAGUCCAGCUACUCACCCGUCUACAUCGCCAUCUUUUACACAGCGGCCAUCCUCGGCCCCGCGGCUGGCUACCUGAUCGGAGGCGCCCUGCUGAACAUUUACACGGAAAUAGGCCGACGGACGGAGCUGACCACCGAGAGCCCGCUGUGGGUUGGCGCCUGGUGGGUGGGCUUCCUGGGUGCUGGUGCUGCCGCCUCUCUCAUCGCGGUCCCCAUCCUCGGCUACCCACGGCAGCUGCCAGGCUCCCAGCGCUACGUGGUCAUGAGAGCAUCUGAAACACACCAGUUGAAGGACAGCAGCCACACAGCGGCCAGCAACCCCGACUUUGGGAAAACCAUCAGAGACUUACCUCUCUCCAUCUGGCUCCUCCUGAAGAAUCCCACCUUCGUCCUGCUCUGCCUGGCUGGGGCCACCGAGGCCACCCUCAUCGCCGGCAUGUCUACCUUUGGCCCCAAGUUCCUUGAGUCCCAGUUCAGCCUGAGUGCCUCAGAAGCGGCCACCUUGUUUGGAUACUUGGUGGUACCGGCGGGCGGCGGUGGCACCUUCCUGGGCGGCUUUUUUGUGAAUAAGUUCAAGCUCCGUGGCUCGGGCAUCAUCAAGUUCUGCCUGCUCUGCACCCUGACCAGCCUGCUGGCCAUUUUGGUCUUCUUCACACACUGCCCCAACGUGCCCAUGGCGGGUGUGACAGCCAGCUACAGCGGGAGCCUCCUGCCCGAGGGCCACCUGGACCUGAUGGCUCCCUGCAACGUCGCCUGUGGCUGCCGGCCAGAACACUACAGCCCCGUGUGUGGCUCCGAUGGCCUCGUGUACUACUCACCCUGCCACGCGGGCUGCUCUGAGGCGGCCGUGGCUGGCCCGGGCGGCCAGAAGGUGUACCGAGACUGUAGCUGUGUCCCUCAGAAUUUUUCCUCUGGUUUUGGCAGUGCUACUGCAGGGAAAUGCACUUCAACUUGUCAAAGAAAGCCCCUCCUUCUGGUUUUCAUAUUCGUUGUAAUUAUCUUUACAUUCCUCAGCAGCAUUCCUGCGCUAACGGCAACUUUACGGUGCGUCUGUGACCAGCAGAGAUCCUUCGCGCUGGGAAUCCAGUGGAUUGUGGUUAGAACUCUAGGUGGCAUCCCAGGGCCCAUCGCCUUUGGCUGGGUGAUCGACAAGGCGUGCCUGCUCUGGCAGGACCAGUGCGGCCGGCAAGGCUCCUGCUUCGUGUACCAGAACGCGGCCAUGAGCUGGUAUAUGCUCGUCGCCGGGCUGGUGUAUAAGGUGCUGGGUUUCCUUUUCUUUGCCAUUGCCUGCUUCCUGUACAAGCGCCCCUCGGGGGCUUCCCACGGCCUGGAAGCUUCUCUGCCCAGCCAGUCCUCAGCUUCCGACAACCCCACAGACCUCCAGGAUGCCUCCUCAGCCGUCCAGCUCCAGAGUGACGUCUGAUGGCCCAUCUGCCACUCCAGGUCUGGGCCAAAACACCGUCCAAUUUCUCCCCAGAAGGGCUGAGCCCUCACCAAUGGCUCGCCCAGCACUGAGGACCCCCUGAAAAUCUCCCAUUGAAUUCUGGGAGACCCAACCCAGGGGUCACACAUGUCUGAGCCUCAAAGGAAGCAAGGAGAAAGAAUGCGAGACACAUCCAAAAUGCACACAGCAGGGAGCGGGCUGACCGACUGGCUCGGAAGGAGCAGGGCCAGCGGUGCCACCCGCCACUCGACCCCGUCCCUGAGGGACAUGGCGCUGCCUCGCUACCCUCCCCUUCCUUCCCCUCCCCUCCUUCUUCCCAGCCAUUUCACACUCUGGAUUUUCCCCAGUGGACGUAGCCAAACAGCGUUGAUGGAACUCAGGAGCCCUGGACACAUGGGCCGAGCUUUUAAAAACCUGUGCAGUCUUGACUUAACUCCGUUGGAAGCUAUAAAAUGUGCACAGACCGAGCUGAGCCGCACCCCAUCUCCCUCAACUCUUCGUAAAUGGCUGCUGUGGGAGGCUGGCGGUGCCACAGUUUAUCAGUUGUGCUAUGAGGUUGGUGCACACCGGGCUUGCACACGUUCUCACUGAUUGUGCAGACACUGGUGGUGCCACUCGGUGGAAAGUACAGAGCACUGUCGCCCACCGUGGGGUGCUGGUGGCCCGGUGCUGCCUCUGACGGAGCCCACAGCUUUGCAGCUGCGGCCCUUGACUUCCUGUGUUUGUCCUGAUGGAGGGAAAGCUGGCGUGAGACCAUUUCCUGUGAUCCACAUGGAGCCUUCAAAACCUGCUGUCACCGCCUGUCCUGGCAUGGGAGCAACUUGCAUAAGCAUAUCUUUAUGGACCCAUAUUUUGCAUAAAUACUUAUUUAUAGAACUUGUUUUUUACCUGAUCGUGUGGUGGGCAGAGGGCACGUGCAGCAGGCACCUGGAGGGCAUCGGCGGGCU
Molecule: messenger RNA, 3640 nt
Organism: Rhinolophus ferrumequinum (greater horseshoe bat)
Lineage: Eukaryota; Metazoa; Chordata; Mammalia; Chiroptera; Rhinolophidae
Gene: SLCO4A1
Product: solute carrier organic anion transporter family member 4A1
Exons: 12
Coding region: 468-2672 (734 amino acids)
Biological process (GO): transmembrane transport; sodium-independent organic anion transport
Cellular component (GO): membrane
Molecular function (GO): protein binding
Source: RefSeq, a predicted model, not a curated record